Eurytemora carolleeae is the source of this 786-nucleotide messenger RNA. It is a transcript of the gene ATPsynB, whose product is annotated as ATP synthase subunit b, mitochondrial. The coding region runs from base 1 to 732 and encodes 243 amino acids. The transcript is spliced from 7 exons. Gene Ontology annotation, molecular function: proton transmembrane transporter activity. Gene Ontology annotation, biological process: proton motive force-driven ATP synthesis. The record is from RefSeq and is a predicted model, not a curated record. NCBI's taxonomy places the organism in Eukaryota, Metazoa, Arthropoda, Copepoda, Calanoida, Temoridae.
AUGAACAUUAAAGGGACAGACCGGCUAUGCAAGAACCGCGCCACCGUCUGCUUCGUCCGACCCAGCAGCGAUGUUGCCGCCAGCGGUCAGAGGGAUCUUGUCAACUUCCCCAAGAGAGUAAGACCUAUUGAGAAGAGUCCAGUCCGUAUGGGAAUCUUCCCUGAGGAGUGGUUUACCGCCUUCUACUCCAAGACCGGAGUAACCGGACCUUACAUGGCCCUCGCCUCCAUCGGCACAUUCCUCGCCAGCAAAGAGUUCUUCGUGAUGGAGCACGACUUCUAUGUUGGAGUCGGUCUUUUCAUCGUCUUGUCAGGUAUUGUAAAGAGUGUUGGACCUGGUAUGGCCGAGACCCUGAACAAGGAGCUGGAUGAGCAGGAGGCUUUGUACAAGAACGUCAGACAGUCCGAGAUCGAUCAUCUCAAGAGGACCAUCGAAGCAGAGAAGGCCGCUCAGGUGAAUGCUACCGCCUGGGAGGAUAUUAUUGCUGCUAAGAAAGAGGCUGUUGGUCUACAGCUGGAGUCCGUUUACAGGGAGAGACUCAGUGAUGCUUACACUCAGGUAAAGAAGAGAUUAGAUUAUCAGCUGGAGGUUGCUAAUGUUAUGAGACGGAUGGAGCAGAAGCACAUGGUUGACUGGAUUAUCACCAACGUCAGGAAAUCCAUCACCCCGGCCCAGGAGGACGCAGCUCUCAAGAAAUGUAUUGCAGACCUUAAAUCCUUGUCUGCAGCUUAAACUAUCUUGUUAAACUGUUUUAGACCCUUUCUUGAAAUAAACAAAUUAAAUAUA